AUGGGCAUUAUGUAUCCACUCUCGGCUCGGCAUCACAAACGCAGUUCCAGAACGGCCAUCAUUGUCACCGUUAUCGUGGUCUCCACAGGAUUCCUCACCUCUUACUACCAUUUCAGUUAUUACUGCGCUUAUAAACGUUUCUGUAAUGGGACGCAAUUCCAUGCGAUGUGCAUUCGAAGCGACUCAGAGAGGUGGUUCCGUAACCAAACUAACCCAAGCUCCGCAUUGGUGAAAGCAGUAGCUCAUUGGGGACCUCACGUGAAUGCUGUUUGUGUCAUUGUAGUGCCAAUUAUCCUCGUCUUUAUCUCCAAUGCAAUGCUCAUCUACACGAUCAGGCAGAGGCAGAAACAGUUCAACCCUCAGACUUCCUACAAAUCCGAAUCACAAAUGUCUGGGUCAUCACAAUCCCGUACUGAGCAGAAGGUGACCAGCACUGUCUGUGCCAUAGUCACCUGUUUCACCAUUACACAGGGUCCGUCAGCCUUCACCACUAUCAUGACCGAGUACUACCCUAUUCAGCACGAGUUUAUGAUUGCUGUG
This is a messenger RNA of Cooperia oncophora, 540 nucleotides long. The record is from the annotation of a GenBank genome assembly. NCBI's taxonomy places the organism in Eukaryota, Metazoa, Nematoda, Chromadorea, Rhabditida, Trichostrongylidae.